This is a messenger RNA of Solea solea (common sole), 1635 nucleotides long. RefSeq names its product transmembrane protein 129, E3 ubiquitin protein ligase (gene tmem129). Gene Ontology annotation, biological process: protein ubiquitination. Gene Ontology annotation, molecular function: ubiquitin protein ligase activity. Gene Ontology annotation, cellular component: endoplasmic reticulum; membrane. The transcript is spliced from 7 exons. The record is from RefSeq and is a predicted model, not a curated record. NCBI's taxonomy places the organism in Eukaryota, Metazoa, Chordata, Actinopteri, Pleuronectiformes, Soleidae. The coding region runs from base 97 to 1197 and encodes 366 amino acids.
UCUCGCCAGUGACGUUUAAGGAAGUAUGACGAGUGUCAUGUUAUACUCUGGUAGACGGAGGUUCUCACGGUGUCGGUCAGACACAGACUGACAGAUAUGGAGAGUCCCGAGUUAAGUUUUACUUUGGUCUACAUUGUCUUCUGUCUCUGCUUCGUGUUCACGCCCAACGAGUUCCGUUCUGCCGGUCUGACCAUCCAGAACCUGUUCUCGUCCUGGCUGGGCAGCGAGGAUGUGGCCUUCAUCCAGUACCACGUCCGCAGGACCAGCGUCACCGUGCUGGUCCACUCUGCUCUGCCGUUAGGUUACUACCUGGGCAUGUGUGUUGCUGUUCCAGAGAAAAACCUAGGAUACAUCCACCAGGUCAGUGACAGUUGGAGAGCCUUCCUCCUCCUCUCCAUCUGCCUCCAGUUGGCCAGCUGGACACUCGUCAUCUACUGGUCCCGCCAUCAUUGGCACAACCACCCAAUCAGCCGCAGCCUGCAGGCCCACGUACGGCCUCCUCACUCCAGCUGGGGCGCUGUGGCAGCGAGUAUCAACACAGAGUUCCGACGCAUCGAUAAGUUUGCGACUGGAGCGCCAGGGGCCCGUGUUAUUGUAACUGACAGCUGGGUGUUAAAGUCUACCACCUAUCACAUGCACAUGGCCUUACAGGAUGACUGUCAUGUGACAGUGACAGAGUCCAGGCAGCACCACAUGAGUCCAGACACGGCAUCCCCUGCUCAGAUUUUGACCAUGAGAGUGGCCAGCAUCAACCCUGCCAUCAGACCCUUUGACAUUAGGCUAAAUUCUACAGAGUACGCAGAUCUCAGGGAGAAACUCCAUGCUCCCAUCAGGAACUCUGCUAAUGUAGUGAUCCACCAAACCAUCAGUGAACUGUUCCUGGAAACAUUCAGAGCACAUGUGGACCUCAAUCAGCCGUACACACUCCCCACUCAACAGGAGAUCGAGCCAUGUAUCGGCUGUAUGCAGGUUCCAGCAAACACAAAGCUGGUCAGACUCUGCCACACAGAAGAAGCUUUUAACGUGUCCGACUGCCAGGAGUGUUUCUGCAGACCCAUGUGGUGUCUCUCCUGUCUGGGCCGAUGGUUCGCCAGCCGCCAAGACCAGCAGAGGCCGGAGACGUGGUUGUCCAGCACUGUCCCCUGUCCCACCUGUAGGGCCAAAUUCUGUAUACUGGAUGUCUGUGUGGUUCGCUGACAAAGACACACCUGCAGAUCCAAACUGCUCUAUAUUUUGACUUCAUUCUCUUUGUAUGAACUCUUAAAUAUUUCCAGUCACACUUAACCUGUGAAAUUGUCCACCUGUCAGUUAAAGAAGUGGCUGAAAAUGCAGGGAAAUGAAGUGAAAAUCUGCAGAUAAAGUGGUGCUUUGUAAGAAAACACAGGCAGUUUAGUUCUGGAUUAAAUGCGGCAUGGUCAGAGGAAGCAAACGGACUCAACGCCAACUUUACUCUUGUGAAGGAAGUCUGAUGUGCUGCAUCUACGUGUAAAGAAGCAGCAGCUUUUGAUGAUGAUGAUGAUGAUGAUGCAUAUUAAAUAUAUGUGGUGAAUGGUAAAUGGACUGCAUUUAUGGAAAACUCUGAACUGCAGCUCACAUUCACAUAUUCAGACUAAAUAAAACACUGAUGGUCAUGAA